Molecule: messenger RNA, 1083 nt
Organism: Gadus macrocephalus (Pacific cod)
Lineage: Eukaryota; Metazoa; Chordata; Actinopteri; Gadiformes; Gadidae
Gene: cetn3
Product: centrin 3
Exons: 5
Coding region: 120-623 (167 amino acids)
Biological process (GO): spindle pole body duplication
Cellular component (GO): microtubule organizing center
Molecular function (GO): microtubule binding; calcium ion binding
Source: RefSeq, a predicted model, not a curated record
AUCGACGCCUUUACUGCAGCAUAGAAACAACCAAUAGCGGGGCGUCGUGUGAGCGCGGCUAAACGGCUGUGUUGUGUGUACCUGUUUCAAUCGCGAAUAGGUCGUACGAAUCUUUCAGCAUGAGUCUCGCUUUAAGAACUGAUCCUACUGCAGACAAAGCCAAGCGCAAGAAGAGGAGAGAGCUCACAGAGGAGCAGAAACAUGAAGUUAAAGAAGCCUUUGAGUUAUUUGACACUGAUAAAGAUAAGGAGAUUGACUACCAUGAACUCAAGGUUGCGAUGCGAGCGUUGGGAUUCGAGGUGAGGAAGGUGGACGUUUUGAAGAUUCUCAAGGACUACGACCGAGCAGGAACCGGCAAAAUAUCCUUCGAUGACUUCACCGAAGUUGUGACGGAGCGCAUCCUGGAGCGAGACCCUAAGGAGGAGAUCCUGAAGGCUUUCAAGCUGUUUGACGACGACGAGUCGGGCAACAUCAGCCUGAGGAACCUGCGGCGGGUGGCCCGCGAGCUGGGGGAGAACGUCACGGACGAAGAGCUGCGCAGCAUGAUCGACGAGUUCGACACCAACGGCGACGGGGAGAUAAAUCAAGACGAGUUCCUGUCCAUAAUGACUGGUGACUCCUAACAGGAAGGCUGCGUCUCAGAAGAGUUUACCCAGACAAUGGGGCGUUUCUUCCUGGAUGUAUACAUCAUGCAGGCGGGUGAGGAACCCAGACAAAGAUGAUCUGUCAUGAUCUGUCGUAGAGCAGCGUCACGUCAUCGCUCGUGUGUGGACUGAUGAAGAACCUUCUGUUACAGUCACUUCUGGAAUUUGGACCCCAUGUUAUGUAUAAAUGAUCCAUGACUGCCGUGGGGACUGAGCGCAUUGGGACUGAACCAGGCGAUGUUUAUCCAGGCUACAUCGGCUGUGUUGUUGGUUUCGUGUCGGUUUUUACUCUGUUGAUUUACAUAUUUGAUUUCAGAACAGUUGUGAAUAAAGUAAAAGUACUCGGCUUGGAUUUCUUUGGUUUACCCAGAGUUUUUUUUAUAUUUUUUUGGUUUGUUACAAAUGUAAUUAUUUUAUACAAAAUAAAAUGUCAAUUUUU